AUGUCACCUCAAGAGGUCAUGGCGCCACCCAGAAAUGAUGGGCACGGCACUACCACCAUGGAUGGUGAAACAACUCGGGUUGGGUUUACCAAGUCGUAUGCAUCUGUUUUGACGCAGCCUUCGGUUCCCCUGGCUUCUCUUCCUCCCCCAGUGGUUGAGCGUGGCAAAACAACUGUGACUAUAUCAGAGGAUGGUUAUCAAUCCGGUUUGGCUAGAUGCAAGCAUAUGCUCUUGGGUCGUCUGCAAUUGGCUCCUAAAGAUAAGCCGUAUUCUCCAUCUGAUUUGCAUAAGAAACUAGGUCUUCUUUGGGGUGAGAUUGGUCGCUGGAGAAUUAUCCCAAUGGGCAAAGGGUAUUAUUCAUUCAGUUUUUCUUCAGAGGACUAUGUUUCCAGAACUUGGGCGAAGGGCUCCAUUGCUUUAAAGCUUGGAACUCUGCGUCUCAUGCGCUGGAUACCAAAUUUUUCCCCUGCGACUCAGCGUAAUACCAAUGCUCAGGUGUGGGUGAAAUUUUGGGAUCUUGGGCUGGAGUUUUGGGAGCCUACUACACUCUUUGAGAUUGCCAGUGGUAUUGGCGUCCCAGUGAAGAUUGAUGAGAAUACAUUGCAUCAGAUAUUUGGUUUCACUAGGGUUUUGGUAUGUCCAUGA
This is a messenger RNA of Rosa chinensis, 645 nucleotides long. RefSeq lists its product as uncharacterized. The transcript has 2 exons. The coding region runs from base 1 to 645 and encodes 214 amino acids. The record is from RefSeq and is a predicted model, not a curated record. Lineage: Eukaryota; Viridiplantae; Streptophyta; Magnoliopsida; Rosales; Rosaceae.